UUGAAUAACUCAAACCAAGUUUUCAGAUUCAUCUGGACGGUGCACGCGUCAAGUUGUCGUCAGCUGCGGUUUUGGCUUGUCGUUGAAUUUUGAACAAAAAUAAAUAUAAAAUUAAGUUAUAAUCACAUGGCACACUAAUUGACUUUACUAAAUCCAGAUCAAAUAAAAGAUUUAAACAAAAAAACACAUAACGAAACUAUAUAUAAUCAGACUUGGAAUACUUCUCAAGUAUAUCGGAAAAAGACUUUGGAGAAUCGAAACAGACACAUCAAUAAUGUCAACGACGCUUUUUUACAUUGUGUUUAUCGCCUUAACAGCGAAUCUCUUAUCAGUUUCGGGUCUACGCUGUCAUCAAUGCAGUUCCCAUAAUAAUGAAGAUUGCGUUAGCCUCAUGGUAAGAACGCCACGUGCCCAACGCGAUGAUCAAUAUCUACGGGAAUGUACACCAAAGGAAGAUAAGCAGAUGUUCUGCCGCAAGACGAUCCUCAAGCUGGAAGCUCGCAAUGAGCAUCGCAUCGAUCGCGACUGUGGUUGGGUCCCGGAUAAUUCCCACAAUACCUGCUUUACGGCCGACAAUGAAGGCUAUAAGCAAACCAUUUGCACCUGCAGCGAGGAUGGCUGCAAUGGAGCAAGUGCUUUAACUGGAAUUGGUCCCGGCCUGGCUAUGAGCCUUGGUCUAACAGUAUCCCUCAGCUAUCUGCUGAGACAUUGAUUUCACUUAACAUUUCAUACAUCUAGAAAAUGGAAAUUCCACUCACGAUUCAUUCACACAAAUACGAUGAGAAACUAGAAAUUAAACUUCAAAUUUAAUAACUUGCAUUAUACAUAAGCUCUAUUAUAAUCGUAUCUGUUUCACUUGUUUGUAUUUUUAUUUAAUAAUUAAACGAUGGAUGCUUUUUUCGUCUA
Drosophila innubila is the source of this 906-nucleotide messenger RNA. RefSeq lists its product as uncharacterized. Gene Ontology annotation, biological process: sleep; regulation of synaptic transmission, cholinergic; positive regulation of voltage-gated potassium channel activity. Bases 275 to 712 code for a protein of 145 amino acids. The transcript is spliced from 3 exons. The record is from RefSeq and is a predicted model, not a curated record. NCBI's taxonomy places the organism in Eukaryota, Metazoa, Arthropoda, Insecta, Diptera, Drosophilidae.